UCUUCUUGCGAGUACUAUUCAACCCAAACUCUUCCUUGGGGCUUAACCCUUCCCUUGGGCUGCCAUAGAGGACCAGAAGUGGAAAUUAUAUAUAUAAAAAAAAAAAAAAAAAAAAACGAUCGCAUAGAGAGGGCAAGGCAGGAGAGGUCGACAACUUUUGGGUUAGUGUGUUCGGUCGGCAGGAGAAGGAAGGAAGCAUCGGUUGUGGUUCUAAUCAAGUCUAGUAAUUGAUCAAUACUCUUGUGUCUCAGGUAAUAAGGUAAUUAAAUUAGCGGAUCAGUUAGAAGGCCAAUAUUUAAUUACUACCAAAACGAGGUCAAGUGUCAUUCAUUUCAGCAUCGGAUAACAGCCAUGGCAAACAACACUCAACAAGUGCCUCGUGUGCUUGUGAAUAGGGUGUCAGAGCAAGCUGUUUUCCCGUGUGGUGGUAUUAUUUCAAGUGCAAAGACGAUCACAUUACCAGGUCGGAAUAGGACGUUGGUUCCCACGGACUUGAGGUUCAUUAUACCUGCAGGAGUAUGUUUACACUUUGCUAUUAUACCUGAUUUGUCGCAGCAAUCCAUUUCAGUUGAUCAAGGGUAUAUUUGUGGUCCCUGCUCAGAUGCUCUGGUUUGGGUCGAUAUGUACAAUAGGUCGGGUUCAAACUUUGAACUUAAAGCGGGCGAUCAUAUUGCAUGAUCGAGUGGAGGUCAAGGUGAAUUUAUUGCUCCUAAUUAUGAAGUUACUUCUCUUGAUUCUCGAUGCUAUGGAUUUCUCUAA
Molecule: messenger RNA, 759 nt
Organism: Lactuca virosa
Lineage: Eukaryota; Viridiplantae; Streptophyta; Magnoliopsida; Asterales; Asteraceae
Source: the annotation of a GenBank genome assembly